This is a messenger RNA of Saprolegnia parasitica CBS 223.65, 8700 nucleotides long. RefSeq lists its product as hypothetical. The record is from RefSeq and is a predicted model, not a curated record. The transcript has 9 exons. NCBI's taxonomy places the organism in Eukaryota, Oomycota, Saprolegniomycetes, Saprolegniales, Saprolegniaceae. The coding region runs from base 1 to 8682 and encodes 2893 amino acids. Gene Ontology annotation, cellular component: peroxisome.
AUGGACGACGACGCCAAGGACGCGCCACGCCUCGUGGCGUCGCCGCCUGUGCGCGAGGUCCACUUGCAGUCGGCGGACUUUUCGCAGUUUGACGGCGCCGCGCUCUCGGCGUGGCACCUCGCGCAGCUGCUGCAGGCGCCGCCGACCGCGGUCGCGACCCAUGGCCUCGACGCGCACGCCGCGACUUACGUGCAGAUGACGCUGCCGGACGAAGGCGUCGCGCUCGCCAGCAUUGCGUUCGAUGACGCCAGUAGCGACGCCGUCCUGCACGACGAGACAACGAUGGACCCGAUUUGCUUGAACGUGACGCCGCAGUCGGCCGUGUACCUCUCGUUUCAAAAGUACCGCGUCGUCAUCUGCCUCGACGCGAGUCCGUCGAGCUUGUCGAUCGACCCCGUGUCCGGGUCGCUCUUCCUCGACGUCUCGUUCACGUCGGUCGAGCGCCUCUUGCAUGCGCUUGUGCAGCGCCCAUGCGGCGACACGAAGUACGCGACCCCCGAGCUCCACAUUUCGAUCCUGGUGCAAGGCGCGCUCGUCGACUCGCUCUGCGUGCUCGCGCAAGGCUACAUGGUCGACGAUGCCAACGUACACACGCUCGUAUCGCUCUUGCGCCAGCGACUCCAGCUCCUCGAAGACAAGUGGGCGACGGCCGGGCCGUCGGCCGCCGCCGCCGCGCCGUCGUCCUUGGCCAUGACGCUCCAGAACGCAACGUUUGCGCUCAACUCGCUGCCACACGACGCGGCGCCGCUGCUUGUGCUCGUGACCGACGGCGUCGUCGACCUCCCGCACGUCUACGCGUACGACCACAUGAUGAUGCAGUUGGCGCGCCAUCACAUUACGUGCCAUGCGAUUCAGCUGGGCGGCGGCUUUGUGCCCCACUGCUCGUUUGGGUACGUGCCCGACACGGACUUGCUCCGGUAUGUGACCGCCGCGACCGGUGGCGCGUUCUUUGACAUGCAGACGCUGAGUUCGCUCCCGGCGUCGGCGUCGCCCUUUGCCAACCACGUCCAAGCCGCGUGCUUUCUGCAGCCGUCCAAGGUCUGCCCCGCCAACCCGUCGCCCGAGAUGCCAUUGGUCGCGGACCGCGUCCCGAUGGACCUCGUCAUGUCGUACCGGCCUCUGCGCCUCUUCCGCGAGAAGGUUCACGAGUUCAAGUUUGUGGGCGCGAUCGCCAAGCUCGCGGCCGCGCGCCUCGAAGAAGGGUUCUGCGUCGCCAAGGUCGCGCCGAUUAAAGACGGCACGCGGCUCCACUGCAUACUGCAAUGGACGUCCGAUGUGUGGCUCGAGUACACGAUCUGCGGCCCGCUCCGCGCCGACGGCGAGCUUGCGAUCCGCAUCGAUGUCUUGGCGCACGCCAAGUUUCUGGAAGAGUUUCAGGCGGUCCGCAGCAUGAACCUGCCGCCGACCAACUCGCUCUGCGUGCUCUUGCAUCGGUUCCUAAAAGACAUGUACGAACGCGACCGGACGUUCUUGCACCUGAUGUCGGCCAUGACGAUGCCGACGCUGGACCAAGACACGACGAAAUUGCACUCGUUCUCGCGCAUGGCGACGGCGGUCGCCGCGCCGCACCCGGUCUUUUCGCUCGUCGGCAACCUCUCGCCGCUCUUGUGGCACCGCUGGUUCCACGUCGAGCGAUUCGAGAUGCUGCAACUGGAGGCAGCCACGUACUCAAAAGACCCACUCCUCCUCGAGACCUUGAGCAAGUGGGCGUCCAUGACGCUCAGCGCCGACAUCUACCUCAAGUUCCUCGACACAUCCUCGUCGUCCGCGAAAGGCAACGUUAACCGCAAGCAGCGCGGGUCGCUCACGCUGUCGCUGCCGUCGGCGUCGUCGGCGCCGGCACGGAAAGCGUUGUGCUUUGUGCGCCUCGAGCGCACGGGCCACGCUCUCAUUGUGGUCUACGUGGCGUUCUACGGCACGUCGACGUCGGCGCGGAAAGCCGUGCUCGCGGACCUCCAGCGCACGCUGUACGCCGGCGUCAACCCGAUCGAGACGCCGCCGUCCAUGGUGCUCUGCCACCGGCACGUCCAGCGGCUCUUUCUGCUGCCGCACAUCAUCCACGAUUUGAUCGACCCGCCGGCGUUGCACGAAGAGCGGUCGGUGAAUGCGCCGCUCGUGGCGAGCUGCUGCUCGGGCUCGGGUCUUGUCGGGUCGGUCUUUGCCGCCUACAUGUGGCGAACACUUUGGUGCUGGCACGUCGAGUCGGCGCAGCAGGACGAGACCAUCGACCAGCUCCAAGAAGAACGCUUGAGCCGCGACGGCUUUUGCGUGGUCCAAGCCGACGACAGCUUUGUCUUGUUGGCCAAAGAGGUCCUUCUACAUGGCAAGAAGAGCGCCGUGGUGCAGUAUGCGAUCACGGUCGUCUCGGAGAGCGUCCUCUGCACGUCGCUGUGGAUGGAGCCGACGAGCGGCCAGAUUCGCGACAUCUCUGGCACCUUUGGCGCCGCGCCGCUGGAAGCGACCGAGACCGAAACCGAGACCGACGGCGUCGAAUCGGCGGCCUACUACCAAGAGAUGCAAGCCGCUACGUACCUCGCCGACGUGCACAUCCUGUCGUGCAUGACAACGUUCUACCGGAUCCUAGAGGCGACCAAAGACGAGUCGACGGUCGUGGGUCCUCUCGAUCGGCUCGGGCCCGAGGCCGCCACCGCCGGGCCCUUUUACGUCCAAGAGUCGCCGUUCAGCACGGCGCGGCUGCUCACGACAGCAACCAAGACGUCGGAUCGGUUCCUGCUCUACAUGGAGCCCGACGCGGCCAAUCUCGAGCUCCACGCGAUGCUGCUCGAAAGCAUCAAGCGGCUCAGCGACGUCGAGGUCGCGUGGACCGACGAAAUGGGCACCGAGUCGCGCAUGCACGGCGUCUUUCCGCGGCUCACGGGCGGCCCGCUCUGGUCGGCGGCGCGCGACGUUGCACCGAGCUGCUCGUCCCUCGCCCCUGGCCGGUGCUUUGCCAAGCUCCUCUCCGAGACGACGUUUGUGCUGGCGUUUGUCCCAGCGCUCGAGUCAUUGCCGACGCCGACGCCAAGUGUCGACGCGCACCGCUCGCAAGAUGUUGUGCUCUCGGAGCGACUCAAGUGGCUCGCGGGCAUGUCGUCGUCGGUGGUGCUGAAUGCCCACCACCCGAACCCGAUGACGUCGGCGGACGUCGCCAGAUUCGAAGCCCGGCGCGCGUUGUUUGAGCCAAAGGCGGACGCGUGCUCGUCGUACUUGGCGCUGCCGUUGACGUUUUUCGAGUGUUCGCUGGACGACAAUGCGUCGAUGGCGGCAAGCUCGGGCUUGGACGUGUACGUCAAGCAUCUCAAGGCGGCCCACGAGACCAACUUUGCCCACGGCGUGUACCGUGCGCUCCGGGAGCAACGCGUGACGCUGCAGCCGUGCGACUUGCUCCAAGCGCUCUGGAGUUGCCAGCAAGUCGCGAUCGACCUCGACGUGUCGCUCCUGCAUCACAUGCUGCAUUUGCUGCCGUCGGCGCCGAUGGGGAUCGACCCGGCGUUCGAUGCGCUCUUGUCGCAGGUGCUGACAUCGAUCCCGAUGACGCAGUGGUACUACUUUGCCGCCACGUACGACGACAUUGUGCCGUUUUUCGUGCGCCUCGAGUGCUGGCAGGACGACUCGUUGCUCGAAAACGAUACGGAUCGGCGCCCGCGCUCGAAUAGCGUCCGCGUCCUCUCGGAGACGCAUCAGUUUACCGACGUGCUCAAGUCGAUGCUGUGCGCAGCCAACUGCGUGCCGAGACCCGAGUCGGACGAGGACUCGUCAUCAUCAGCAUCCGACGGCGAGAGCAAGGCGACGCUGGAAGCCGACGUCUUGGCGAUCGUCGACGCACUGCGCGGGCCGAUGCACCCGAAAACGUACCUGCGCCUUGUGAUCAUGACGCUGCCACCCGACCCGCUUCUGAAGAAAGACAUGGACGAGACUGCGCUGCCGCCGACGCAGCACCAAGUGUUUCAGGACCUCCGCCUGCGUCUCCAAGAGCUUUGCGCGGUUCAGGUGCUCGGCAUGCUGCGGUGCUUGCCGUCGUUGACGCCGGCGCUCGGGUCGCUCGUGCAACUGCUCUUUCGCGAGCUGCCGACGACGUCGCUCCGGCGCGUGCAAUACCCACUCGAGUUUUUGCCCGUGGACGGCCCGGUCUCGGCCAUGGCGCUCUUCCGGACGCAGCUGCUGCAGAGUCGCGUGCUGCCGCUGCAAGCGUGCAACGACCUCUACUUUGUCAUCUCGGACAGGCCGUACUGGGCGUUUUUCGCGGUCGACGAGGCCAAUGCGGCCGUGUGGCUGCAUCUGCACGUGACGCCGGGUGCCGGCGUCGACGAGGUGUCGCUCUUGACGCAGUUGCACCUUGGCGUGCUGGCGGUCGCCAAGCAAGUCAACCAGAUCAUUCUGCUCCAGCAACUGCACGAGUCGCGCACGUGUUCGUCGCUUUUGCUCAAGUCGACGACACCGGCGACGUCGACACCGUCGCACUCGUCGUCGUUUGACGCCGCCGUUGCGUCGUCGUCGUUCUUUUGGCCGGGGCAGUUUGAGUGCGCGUGCCAGUUCCGACGGAGCUUCAAGCUCCAGGACCGCCUCAUCCCGAGCGUGACGCUCAACAAUGUGUGCACGGCGGCCCUCGAACACGGGCCAUGCUUUUACAUGCUCUUGACGCUCCACGAAGCGAUCCGGCAGGUCGAGCUCACGGUCUACGGCAUCUGCGCGCCGUCCGACGAGGUCACGAUCGAGCUCUGCCGCGUCUUGGAGCGCAAGAUUGACGACGCGACGCAGCUCAUUUUGAUGAAGCUCUUGGCGCGCAACGCCAAGUUCCCGCUCGUGGCGACCGACGUGCAGUUUUUAUGUCCCGACGUCGCCGCGCCGACGCACGUGGCGUCGUAUGCACUGCCCAUCGCCGUGCAAGACCCGAUUCUGCUGGUCCAUAUCAUCAAGGACAAGAUGAUCGAGCCGUCGUACGCGCGGGCGAUGCCGCCGACGCCGUCGAUCGACGUCAAUGUGCUCCAUCCGGCCUACGUGUUUAGCGCCAAGAAGCGGGACGCGCCGUCGUCGCCCGUGUGCUGGACAGCCGAGGAAGGCAGUCUCGAGUCUACGCCGACGCAUUCGUUUGUGCUCAAUAUGAACCCCGAGUUUGGCGCGCGCUCGGGCUUUGUGACGUCGUGCGGCAAGGGCCUUGCGCUCGUGCACAUGGAUUUGGUCGACGGCACGUCGUCGAUCGUGCACCACGCGCCCACCGGCUGCUUUGCACCGCCCGGUACGGUCUGGUCGCAGGUCUUGAGUGCGUCACCGUCACCGUCACCGUCAUUGCCGUCACCGGCAGCCACGACGCAGUUUUACGUUCGCUUUCGCGUCUACGUGCGCGGGCAUCUCAACUGCGCAAUCUUGUCGGAGAUCUUUGCACUCUCGGUCAAGCAGGCGCUGUACGAGUAUGCGAUGGAAGCCAUGCUCGCCGAGCCGUCGACGUCGUCCGAGUACCCGGCGGCGAUGCUGGCCGAAGUGCAGAGUCUCCUCAAGGACGCGGCGCAGCUCACAACGACGACGGCGGUGCUCUUGACGCAGACACAAGUGCUUCCGACGUACGAGAUUCCGCACAUUGUCAAGCAAGUGACGUCGCUGCUGCAGUGUCUGCCGUCGUCGCACUGGCCGGCCACGUACUAUCAGUCGGCGCCGUCGGCGCCCUUUGCACUCUUUGACGCGGACACGUCGGUGGUCGCGUCGACGUAUACCUUUCGCGACACGUUCUCGAUGGUGUGUCCGCGGCCGCCACCGACGGUGUUUAGCCCGCCAGACGACCCGCCGCCGCUCCAAAAGACGACCUCGAUGCACUCCCUCGUCAGCGUCGAUACGGUCACGAGCAGCUUGCCGUCACCGAUGGCGUCGCCACGCCACCCGCCGAUGCCGAUGCCCAAAGAGUACGCGCUGCACGACGCAAUGCUGCAUUCGACGCUCGGGACCGCCGGGCGCCGGCACCUCUUUUACACGGUGCAGAUCUCGCACCACGGCCUCUCGCUCCUGAGCUACAACGUGCAUCCGUCGGCGCUCGAGUCCAUGUGCCUUGGCAUCUCCAAGGCGCUCUCGUGGUGUGCGCUGCGCCAGUCGCUCUUGAGCAGCAUCCUCUUUCAGAAGCGCGGCUUUGCGCUUGCGGCGCCGACGCAGUGCAGUAUGCUGCAACCGACAGCGCUCCUCGAACGUCGGGCGCCGGUCAUUGGAAAGAACCCCGUGCACAUGGCGCGGGACGUUGUCCACAGCAGCGUCGCGUUUACGCCGCAGAUCUUUGGCGUCGUCUUGGAGCACACCACGGCGCCGCGGUCGCUGGCGGCGUCGGCGUUCCGGGCGAUCGAAGGCAUGGGCCUCGCCGAGUACUUGCGCGAGACAGGCACGUACAUUGAAGACCUCUCGGUGCGGCCACGUGCGAUCUCGGGCGCCGCUGAGAAGCUCGAGCAGUCGGCGGUGUCGACACCCAUGUCCACGUCGUCGACGACGUCCUCCAUGUCGUCGAUGCCGACGCUCUUGUCGUCGUCGUCGUCGUCGUCCGGGCGGUCGUUGACGGCGCCGACGCCGGUGCCAGCGCCGAUCGUGCGCAAGCCGCCAAACGCAACGAACGCGCUCAUGGCCGCGCGCGCCCGCGCCCGAGGGCCGUUGAAAGGGCCGCCGGGUGCGACGCCGCCGAGUGGAUCGGGGGUGGACGACGGGAGCGAGAACAAGCCGCCGCCCGCGUGGUCCUUGACGCUCAACAAGGAUGCGAUUCCACCGCGCGUGAGCAAGAACAAGGUGUCGCCGGUGGUGCCGUCGGCGGCGGCGCUCGCGACACGGCGGCCAUCGGGGCCGUUGCCGCAGCACCCCGACGUCACCAAGCCGUCGCCGACAACGACGAGUACGACAAGCAGUACGCAAGCCACGAACGACACGUCGCUCGCGUGGCGGAGUGCGCUCAAGACGCUGCUGCCGUCGUCGUUCAGCCACUACCACCGCGACGACCGCGACGUCGAAGGCUCGACGAAAGCCAAGGAUCCACUCAUCUUCCACGGCGUUAACUUGCGCUCGGCGCUCGACUUUCACGCGUCGCACCGGUCGAGCUACACGAUGGUGUACGAUCUCUUCAAGAGUCUCAUGACGUCGACGUCGCUGGCGCCGGCUCCCAACACGCUCCGCAAGCUCGUCGAGUGCAGUCGGCUCAUUGGCCAUCGGCAGCUCGCGGUCUCGUUCAGCGGUGCGUUGCCGCGCCGGACGACGGGCCCGUCGCAUGAUAUUCUAUCGCUGCUUGCGUACGAGAUCCAGUUCAUCUUCAACAACCUCUUUGGCAGCAUCGCGCGCCUGCACGUCGACGACCUUCUCUGCACCGAAGGCAUGCCGGCCAGCGCGGCCUACAGCCAGUUUGUAAGCUUUUGCACCCGCGCGCAAGCGAGCCUUGGCCGACGCCACGCUGCGGACGUGAGCCAGCUGCUCGUGGCGCAUCUGCGUGCACAGGGGCUGCGUCCGCUGCAAGACUUGACACACAAUGGCAGUGGCGUCUAUGCAAAAAAAGCCGAUGGCGUCGCGGGCCUCAUUCUGAUCGAGCUGUCGCAGACGACGAAGUCGCACCACCUCGGCGUGCGGGCGUACUUUGUCUCGGAGCGCGACGUCGUGAGCUUGGACGCGGGUCGGCACUUGCCGCAGUCGAGCUACCCAGUCUUGUCGCGCGCCGACCUCGUCUCGACCUUCCAAGCGAUUAAGGACGCGACCAACGUCCGCCGACUCGUGUACGACUAUGUGAUUUCGGACCUCCAUGCGUUUGUGCUGCACACGCUCUCGGUGUCGACGACCGCGCUGCAGGCGCACGUGGCCUUUGACGACCCUGCGACGUCGGCGGUCCGCAACUGCGUCGGGACCAUGAACGCGUUCCUUGAUGCGUACCCGUCGGCCCCGGACGGCGCGCAGUUUGGUCUCCAAGCGUGGGAGUUUGUCGUCGAGAACGUCGCGACGCUGCUCCGCUACAUUGCGUGCCAUGCGACUCGGUACUACGUCAGCGACCUGCUCAUCUUUGGGACGCCGGACGCGAUCGCGACCAAGAGCGCCACCGGUCGGUUCAUCAAGGACUUUAACGAACCGAUUGAGCAAAACGACGACACGCCGUACACGCUCGUGCUCACGAGCUCGUCGCAAAAUACGCUCAAGGUCUACGCGCUCCAUACGACCGACGCGCUCUCGCACCUCUGGGAACACGUCGAGCUGUUUGUGAUGGAGCUCAUGCGUGUCGCAAGCGUCGACUACCGCCGUGACAUUUUGUGGUCGCGCCUUCUCUUUGGCGCGGCGCAGACUGGGCUCGACGCGCCGCCGUGCCACGUCGACGUCCAGCAGCUCGAAGACUGCCUCGCGCUGUCCGUGCGGACCCCGUUCGACCGGAUUGACCCGGUGCUCACGGAGCUCCUCGCCGUCACGCAAGUCGAGUGGUCGGAGUUCCUCGGGCUCCUCAAGGUCGUGCACAAGGAUGGAAUGCGCGAGUACCAAUUCCACAACCGGCGACACGUGCUGCUCAUGUGUGAGAGUGCGCGGGACAUUAUGAUCCACAUCUACCACGACGACGUCUCGGGCCUGCUCUCGAUGGAGAUUUGCCGUCGGGAAGAACCGGCCAACGGCGCGCUCUCGCACGAGCAGCGCCAAACCGUGCGGGACCUCGUCAACCAUAUCGUCUACUGGCUUUGGACCCAAGUGGCCACCUAAGAUCUGCGUGCUUUGUCU